Molecule: messenger RNA, 393 nt
Organism: Ilex paraguariensis (yerba mate)
Lineage: Eukaryota; Viridiplantae; Streptophyta; Magnoliopsida; Aquifoliales; Aquifoliaceae
Source: the annotation of a GenBank genome assembly
AUGGAGAUGUUCAUUGAUUUGCAUCCUUUCACUAAUGCUUCACCAUAUACUGUUGUGGAGACAAUGUCACUAGCAAAGGCUCUCAUACUUUUCCGAGAAGUUGGUUUAAGGCAUCUGCUGGUGAUACCUAAAAUUUCUGGGAGAUUACCUGUCGUCGGUAUAUUGACAAGGCAUGAUUUCAUGCCAGAACAUAUAUUGGGCUUGCACCCUUUCUUGGUGAGGAGCAGGGCAUCUCAUCCAAGCAUCAGAAUUGCUCCUGGUAUAAGUUUGUGGAUGCUUCUUGGCUUCAUAAGGCUAUGGACAGAUCCCAGGAUCGAUAUCAUUAUUCUUUUUCAAUCAUAUUGUGGAAGUCACAGGGCAUUUGGCUUCCAGAUGUUUGAUAAUACUCGAUAG